AUGACAAGCAAUUGGGGCCUCGACUUCGUCCUCGAGAAGGGCGGAGACGCAGUCAUCGUGGACAUCAACAUGGGACGCCCGAAUGGGAACUUCGCCGUCCGGCUUUGGGCCAGCCUUUCCGAGAAACCGCUGACCGUGUUCACAGGAUCGUGGACGGUUCCUGGUCACGCACUUUCCAUCCAGAGUAUCUUCGAGCCUUUGCGCGCGGCGAAGAUCCUCUGGAAUGGCGAUGAGGGGGUCAUCAUGUACCAACAUGUGCCGGACUGUCCUUCCAGCUACGUCAUUGCGAGUGAACGUGGUGCCGAUGGUGUUUCUCAGCUUCAAGCGCGUUUUUCCAAGACAGUGCUUGAUGUGAAUGGCCUUGUGUUGCCCUAG
Prorocentrum cordatum is the source of this 375-nucleotide messenger RNA. The record is from the annotation of a GenBank genome assembly. Lineage: Eukaryota; Dinophyceae; Prorocentrales; Prorocentraceae.